Oncorhynchus kisutch (coho salmon) is the source of this 5658-nucleotide messenger RNA. RefSeq names its product von Willebrand factor C domain containing 2 like (gene vwc2l). The transcript is spliced from 4 exons. Bases 1270 to 1941 code for a protein of 223 amino acids. Gene Ontology annotation, biological process: negative regulation of BMP signaling pathway. The record is from RefSeq and is a predicted model, not a curated record. Lineage: Eukaryota; Metazoa; Chordata; Actinopteri; Salmoniformes; Salmonidae. Gene Ontology annotation, cellular component: AMPA glutamate receptor complex. Gene Ontology annotation, molecular function: protein binding.
GAAUGUCACAUUAUGCAACAUCCGUUCUCUACAAGUUAUACAAUUGUGAAGUCUAUGUUUCGGUUAUUUGCUGUACGAAUGGCAGCUAACAUAGAGAUCACAGGCUACCGUAGCAGAAAUAACCUCUGCACAUGGAGAAACUGUGCUCUCUGGUUUUAAUGAAAUCCGCUCCAUGUGAUAUUUGAGAGUGCAAACCCCAUCCAGCUAUUUCGUUUGAUUCAGUUUUAUUGGGAGCAUAUCGGUAGAAUAAAAUGCCACUUCAAGUUCCCUGAUGAGUUCUCAUUUUGCCUUUUCCUUCCUGGUCUGGGGAGCAACGCAAGAUGGGAAAACUCUCGAAUCUCUGCGUGCUCAGUGGGACCCUCGACUGAACAGCGACAGUGCUGAAGACACCGCUGUCUGCCGCUGUUCCGCUCUGCCGCUGUCCGUGGUCCUGAAGUAGAGUGCGUCGUCUUGCUCACAAGGGUCAUGAGAGGCGCCGCUGUUCCUGCAUGCUCCUCUAAACAACAUUGGCCGUAUAGGCGGAGGACUUGAUUCGGUGCUUUUUCGCCUCAACUUAUUGAACUAACGAGCAUCAAGCUGUGAUUGUUACUAUGUUCUCAACUUCUUCCCGGCGAGUGCGCACGGAAAAGUGUGGAAGAUAAAAACGUAUAUUUUGGCUAACAUUUAACUUUCCCUCGCGAAAAGGAGAUGUUAGGUGUAAAUGUCGUAUCUUUUAGAUAUUUGUUCUCCUCUUAAAGUUGUAUCUUCCGGAUCUCUGGUCUAUUAUCUUUCCCAUUGCCAUGCACGCGCUGCUGGAUGUAUGCAACAAGACCGAAUGGUGUUUUUGAUCUGCAGCAAUUGGAAGUUGAUUGAAAUGAACCUCACUGCCGUGGACGUCUAGGAUCAGCCUAUUGACAACAAUAGAGGGAAUUAUAAUUUUUCGAGUCUUAUUUUUCACACGUGAACUGCCUAUUGUGGUGUUGUUAUCUUAAUCUCUGGGAAAUAAGGGAUAAUCAUGUAUCAGACCGAUUUGUGUGUGCAUAUCACAUCGCUUGCGCUGCUCCAAAGGCAUCGGUACCGACAAUGGUCUAGUAUCUAACUGCUUUUACGCACAACAAUAGCAACUGAAGGGGGAUUAUCUUUUUAUCUGGAGCCUGGUGGUUUCAUCGAAUUGUUCAUCUGGAAGUUGUUGUGUCCUGUGUUUAAUCCGUUCUACCGGUUUGGAUCUCUGUUGAUCCCGACUCCUACCAGUGGAACCAGGCAUUUCAACGCGGAAUACCGCGGCGAAGGAUGGGCCCUCUCUUUCCAAUGACCUGCGUUGUCCUCCUCGCCCUCCACGCCACUGUGUCACCAGCUUCCUUCAGUCCCGAGGAUUACGCCGCGGACGAGGCGGAGUUAACUGCCAACAGCGACACCAUAAUUUUCGACGACUACCGGGGGAAAGUUUGCGUGGACGACAGUGGCUUCGUUUACAAACUGGGGGAACGUUUCUUCCCGGGACACUCGAACUGCCCGUGCGUUUGCACCGAGGACGGGCCGGUGUGCGACCAGCCAGAGUGCCCCAAGAUACACCCGAAGUGCACAAAAGUGGAGCACAAUGGAUGUUGUCCAGAAUGCAAGGAGGUUAAAAACUUUUGUGAAUACCGGGGAAAAACAUACAAGAUCCUGGAGGAAUUUAAGCCUUCGCCUUGUGAGUGGUGUCGCUGUGAACCAAAUAACGAGGUGCACUGUGUGGUCUCUGACUGUGCCGUCCCAGAGUGUGUCAACCCAGUCUACGAGCCAGAACAGUGCUGUCCCAUCUGUAAAAACGGUCCAAAUUGCUUUGCCGGAACGACGAUCAUCCCAGCCGGUAUUGAAGUGAAGGUGGACGACUGCACCAUCUGCCGCUGUCACAAUGGGGACUGGUGGAAGCCAGCACAGUGCCUGCGCCGGGAGUGCCUCAACGGCCAGACGUUGUCAUAGAAACCCCUCCCGGGACAGUGUCGGUGAUGUGCGGUCAGGGAGCGCUCCUGCCUGCUGCCGUGGCAAACCAACAAUGCCCUCAUCUUGUGUUAUUGAUAUGAUAUGAUGGACAGGACAGGAGCCCAAUUCCUUGGCAACUUUGGCUAGGAGACUGCAUAACUAGCUGAAAUGAAAAGCUCUUGUACACAGUACCUACACACCACCACAACUUUAAACACAGAGGAGAGGAGAGAGCAGGAACUUUUAUUGAGACUGUUUUUUCCCUGUUUUGACUGUCUGACUAUAUAUAUUUUCUGAUAAUUACUUCUUGCUUGUGCUGCUUAUAAACACAAUAUAUUUCAUGAACUAAUUUCCUCCUAACCGUUGGCACUGUUAAAAUGCUCAGUUGUUUUCUGUAAGUCUGUAAGCUUGUUGUAGCUCUCACUCACUCACUUACAGGUGUUUUGAAAAUGAGAUCUAGGAGGGUUGAACAGGACACAAUGACCGGACAACCAGUAAGCACACAAUUCUUGGCGCUUUUAGAACAAAUGGGUCUGGUGUUUAAAUGGAAUAAGUGAGAUGUCUUCAUCAUGCCACUCCAGUGUGAUUUACAAUGGUCACCCAAGGAUAUCACUCACAGCUCUUGGCUUCUCACUUCUUGUAUGAUCUCUGUUUGAGUCAAUAACAAAAGUUCACUCUUGGGGAUGGGGUCACUGAAAUGAAUGACAUACAAUGUCAGCAUCCCGAUGUGUCAUCUGGGCUGGCAAAAGCUGCAUAACCACAAACAGAUCCCCUCAGUUACAGUAUUUACAACACAGAAUAUUAUUGAUGAGACUGUCUUUGAGGUGUUCUUCUCUGCAUGGGGAGAAUGGAGGUCAGUUUUAUCCAAUUUGUCCAACCAAUACAUUAGUAAGUGAUAAAUCACUGGAAAAAGUAGAAAAGGGAACCAACUUUACUUACUACAGGAGUUGAAAUAAGGUCUUUAGUUAGAAGCCAUGCAACCUAUAACAGAGGGGGUAAAAACUGCUCCAGCAUCAAUACACUACCGGGGCCAUUCCUCUUGGCUUAAUUGCCUUUAUUGUUUUCCCUGACGGCCCAAACCAACAAAAAAUAUUCCUCAGAGCGAACAGCUUGAACUUGUUAUCUAAGCAAUUAGCGAGCCAAGCAGCGGCCUGCUUUAAUUUCCCUUAAUCAAGGAGUAUUCAGGCCGGGCCUCUCUGCUCUCAGCAGUACGUCGCCCGCCUUUCGUCUGUAGGCAGAAGCCAAGCACCAAGCACACUCGGCAAGAACUCUGAGAGAGACAAAGGGGAAAUCUGCAUAUGUCUUCUUGAUGCUUCAAAGCAAAGGAGCACUCAGACACUCACACAUAUGCACACACACACACAUACUUGUACGCAAACCCUCUCGUCCUCCAGAGGCCCAUACGUACAGCUUGCACAGUACUGGUAAUUCCUUUUCACCUUAAAACAUGUUGAUACAUUGUACCCCAAGAAGAAGCACUGAAGCCAAUAAGGCUCUCGCUGAGAUAAAAAAAAAAGCUCCUAUCCUCCCGUUUUUAGAUUACACAAUAGAUUGUUUGAGCUAAUGCAUUGCUUUGCCUAUAAAUUCCUAUUGGUUUCAGCAUCACACUCCAACCAACUCCACCCAACCUGUGUAGCGUGCACAACACACGCUCUCUUUCUUUUUAAAAUGAUGAAUACUAGUCAUUAAUUCGAAGGCGAAUUUCCCACUAAGCACAUGCAAUUCAUCACUGAUACUUUUUGUAUGUGUUUCAGUGAGAAUCCAUUCCUGUUAACCUUUUAGAAGCUAUUCCUCCUGUUUGAUGGAUGAACUACUUAAUAACGCCUUCCAGCUCCUGGUAAUGAGACAGAAAUGAACACAGGAGACCCCUGACUAGAGGUGUCGGAAUAGAAUAUCAAAUAGUCUACAUCCCAAAUGGCAUCCCAUUUCCUUUGGGCCCUGGUCAAAAGUAGUGCACUAUAGAGGGAAUAGGGUCCCAUUUGGGACACAAACAACAUAUACCUUACCUAACGAGCCGACCCUCCCAAACAUAUCUCUGUCUGCACUGCAGCCACAGUAUUGUAGACUACAUUCUGUUCUACUCAGCUGCCUGCAGUCUUAUUAUUAUUGAAUGAUGGGGAAUUCAAAAGAUGAACGAAUGAGGGAAGGGGACUUAAAUUUAGAUUGCAUCAUUAUGGUUAGAGUUGCUCAAGUCAUUUUUAUCAUGACCUUGUCUUGUGAUGAAUGAGUCAGUCAUAAUGAGAAGAGAGACUCCAUUUCUCAAGCCAGAAUACCUACACAGGCAAUACACAUCACUCUACAGGUCCAUACAUUGUAUGAGACUCCAUGACACCUUUAUCGGUCAUCUCUUUUAAUUAGGUCUAUCAUAGGCCUGAUAUCUGGGUCAUUCAUUUUUAUGACUGGAUAUAGAUUGUUUCGUCCUCCUUUAUUAUUUUGUGUAUCUUGUGCAGAACGAGGCUGCUAGCUAUCUUUUGAUUUCUCACCGUUUUUUUUUGCCCUUUUGUCUUUUAAUGGUUGCUCUCAAUGUAAAGACCUUCAUGAUUUAGUAGUAGUGUGGGUUGUAGGGUCAGCUAACCUGUGAUCCCUUAGUACCUCCCUCAAGCUCAUGCAGACCAGACCCUCCGGUCUUAGAUCAUGUUGAAAUUACCCCUCUCACAUUGAUAACAACUCAUUAUGAUACUUUCUCUCUAUUAGCGUUGGCAUUGUUGUUUGUCUCGUGAACAUUUAUGCAAUGAUGGAAGGAAUGUCUUAUUAGAGUAAUGCAGAAGGACACAUUCAAGAAUGAAGGUCAGUAGUCUCGUAAUUGUUUUUAACACCAGUUACCACACAACUUCUUAAACGGGUUACAACAGGGAGCUUUCAGAGUGGUCCAACUGUACAGUGACCUUCCAGUUUGGUAGGAGAAUAUUCUGAAGUGUGCAGUAGAUUUUGAAUCCAUCUCUGAGACCCCAGCUGGAGUGAAGAAUGAGCUUUAUUGAGCAAUAGUUAAACAAAUGUAUCAAAAGAUAGUCUGAGGGAGCAGUCAAUAUCCCUGUUCAUUUUCUGUUCAUAAAAGAGUCUGGUCUUUUGUGUGUGUCUGACCUUGAAAGUCUAGCCUACUGCUCAUGCACUCACUAGCCUGACAACCCACUCCAAACACUGCUCAUUCACCGCCUGUCACCAUGCUGUAAAGGUGUACCAUACCAUUGCUCUUUUCAUGAGACACCGACUUAUUGUAGCUGGACGCUAUGAAAGAUUGUUCUAUUGGUUUUAUUUUAUUUUACAGAAACUCUUAUAUAAAGUGUGCCUGAAAACCAACAAGAGUACUAUCUAAUAUGGAGAGAAACACUUAAACAAUCAAACUGUAUUAUUACAUGGGCACUGUGGGUUAGUCCUAAAGAUUAUACGAAUAUUAACUCCUACUGUUAUAAUUUAAUGUUAUAUUGAAUUAGAUCCAGAAAUUAUUAUAAUAAAAUAAAGACAGGAUUUGUUUGGAAGUACCAAGACACACAAACACCUCUACACCAUAGCUUAGAAGACAUCGUGGGUAAAUCUAAUCAAACACUCCAGAUGUUUAUUCCAAAUGAAAUUAAACAACCCUUGGUGCCCUUCAUGGUGUAUAAUAACUUGUAAAUACCUUCGAAAUGUAUAAUGUGUGUUCUGGAAAUCAUUGUAUUAUUUAUGAAGACAAAAACUAUUUUGUUAAAGACUGAAAAAUAAGUGUUAUUAUACAGCAAA